CUGAUCCGCCGAGGCCCCCGUCUUCACCGCAAAUCUUUCACCAACGGACAAAGAGCUGGAGCCGAGACGGUCAAGCAUGGAUGUGCCCCGGAUGGCUGAGGGCCUGUUCAGCAGCACGCUGUCCUCGUCAGGCGGCGGCCACCACGUGCCCUCCUACCUGACGCUGGAGCAGAAGGCCGCCUUCGUCUUCGUGCUGCUGCUCUUCAUCUUCCUGGCGCUGCUCAUCGUGCGCUGCUUCCGCAUCCUGCUGGAUCCCUACCGCAGCAUGCCCUCGUCCAACUGGACAGACCACACCGAGAAGGACACGUUCGAUUACCGCAUCGUCUGAGGAGCCCACACGCGUUCAGAAGAUUGAGUUAAAAAAGGACUGAUUCCACGCUAGAAGAGCACUUUGUCCCCGACAGAACAAAUGACAGCGGAUUCACCAGGCGUUCACUAAACCCUCCGAAAGGUUUCGGACUGAGACCAGAGCUCAACAGCUUCUCCCUGCCAAAUCUAAUCAACUCUAACAAGACAACCAGAACUGUGCUGUGAAGACUAUUGAUCCAUCUUCUCCACGAGCCUCUUCAGGUUCCCCC
This is a messenger RNA of Hippoglossus stenolepis (Pacific halibut), 578 nucleotides long. Its product is annotated as cortexin-3. NCBI's taxonomy places the organism in Eukaryota, Metazoa, Chordata, Actinopteri, Pleuronectiformes, Pleuronectidae. The record is from RefSeq and is a predicted model, not a curated record. The transcript has a single exon. Bases 77 to 328 code for a protein of 83 amino acids.